UAGUAUGACUUAUGACAUGCGACAACGACGACAUGAAGACGUUAGUUUAAGGUGCUGCCGCUAUAUUUAAUUGUUUACAUUUUGAAGGCCAAUCUAUUGAAGUUUUUCAACAUGCCAAAGAAAAAUACUAGAAAGUACGUUUUUAAAGCAAAUAAAAAGCAAGAUGAUGGUGACAUUUCUGACUCCCUAAUGUCACCGUGUUUGCAAAUAAGUCAAGAUAUUGAAUUAAAAGACAUUCCUUCGAAUGGGGAAGAGUAUCUUCUAAAAGUUAUGAAAGAAAGGCAAAAUUAUUCAACAGUUACAACUUGUAACAGGGAUUUUUCCAAGUUUGCCCGAAACCAAUCAUGUUUCGUUAAGGAGUUACCACAUGCUAAAGCACCAGAGAGUUUAAAACCAACUAUAGAAUGGCAAAAUAUUCAAGUUGCUGAUUUCUCAAAGGUUAGAAUGUACAUUUCAAAGUUGAUAUCUAAUAGAUCACUUUGGCCUAGAGAUGUUAUAAAUAUAGAAAUAGAUCCAGACAACAUUGCAGCUUGGAUGAACUUAUUUGAGAAUAAAGACCCAAAGCUUUCUUGUGUGCUUGGCUUGCAUCAUGCAUUGUUAGACCAUGGUCUGGAGAUUCUCAUUGAAAUGCUGGAUAAAGUUAAACCUGGCAGUACAAUAAACUAUAAAACAGGUCAAUGGAUUUACGCAUUUUUAGCCUGCACCAGACAACCUUUGCUCUCUGACACUAUAAGUAUAUUAAGAAACCUAGCUAGAAAAUGUGCAGAGAUUAGAUCUCAUCUCAAUACAGAGGAUGUGAGUUCCAGGGAGGCGGCCGCUCCAUUAAACAUAUUUAUAUGCUUGGUAGCUCGAUACUUCAGACAAUAUGAUCUCGCUGAUUGAACUCACAACAUAGUCUUUGUGACAGAAUUCUUAUUCACAAUGUGUGUGUAAACAGUAUUGUGUAUAUAACUAUAAAUAACAAAAGAGAGCGGCUAUUGUAAUUGUAUUAUAUGACUAAAAAUCUUUUGACACUGACUUUGUUUGCGGUUUGGCAUGAAAUUGGGUUGACAGAAUAGACGUUAGCCGUAAUCAGCGCCAUCUAUUGCCUGUAUCGCGUGACUGUUGUUGUUUUUUGUUUCAUUGAUACAUAUUUUUACCUUAGAUUUCUUAGUUAAACACAUUUAAAAACCUUGAUAAUUGUAUUUUUCUACUGAAUAUUAAAAAAGAGAUAAAAUGGGA
Messenger RNA from Danaus plexippus (monarch butterfly), 1221 nucleotides. RefSeq names its product gem-associated protein 2-like (gene Gem2). NCBI's taxonomy places the organism in Eukaryota, Metazoa, Arthropoda, Insecta, Lepidoptera, Nymphalidae. The transcript has 4 exons. Gene Ontology annotation, biological process: spliceosomal snRNP assembly; spliceosomal complex assembly. The coding region runs from base 112 to 882 and encodes 256 amino acids. The record is from RefSeq and is a predicted model, not a curated record. Gene Ontology annotation, cellular component: nucleus; SMN complex; spliceosomal complex.